Messenger RNA from Aspergillus bombycis, 2190 nucleotides. RefSeq lists its product as uncharacterized. The record is from RefSeq and is a predicted model, not a curated record. NCBI's taxonomy places the organism in Eukaryota, Fungi, Ascomycota, Eurotiomycetes, Eurotiales, Aspergillaceae. Gene Ontology annotation, molecular function: RNA polymerase II cis-regulatory region sequence-specific DNA binding; DNA-binding transcription factor activity, RNA polymerase II-specific; zinc ion binding. The transcript is spliced from 6 exons. The coding region runs from base 1 to 2190 and encodes 729 amino acids. Gene Ontology annotation, biological process: positive regulation of transcription from RNA polymerase II promoter by galactose; DNA-templated transcription. Gene Ontology annotation, cellular component: nucleus.
AUGCCCGAGGAGCAUCGUACCGAAGAGCUGGGAAUCAAGAACGUGAUGAACCUUGACAGAAGUACGCCUACGAAAAGGAAACGAACUACCCACGCCUGCGACUCGUGCAGGCAACGCAAGUCGCGCUGCAACGGCGCUCGACCAAUGUGCGAUGUGUGCCGCGGGAUGGGGUUCGAAUGCUAUUAUCAAGAGCCAGCCAAGGGCCGAGCUGGUGUGGUAGAUUCGCAUUCCUCCUCUUCGUUGCAAGGACGAGUUGAAGCCAUGGAAUCCCUCAUCCGACAGCUUCUGUCUAAAUUAAACCAAGGACAAUUGCCGGAUACUCCCGCGACGGACGUUGUGGGUACCACGGAGGCGCAGGUACUACUGGACAUGCAGCUGCCGAAGCUGCGUUUUUAUAACACGGAUAGCGUCGACGGAAUGUGUGCAAUUACGUUUGCUGGUGAAAAGUUUGCCGGAUACUUUGGGCCCACGUCCAGCUCGGCCUUUUUCAGUAGUAUUAUUGAAGCGACAAGGAAAAUUCAGUUUGGAGCAGGCCAGACUGUCAGGCGUGCGCAGGACAUCUCAAAGCCAUCCUCGCCUCCAGCCGAAGGACUCCAGGAGGGUGACAAUAAGGAGUCUACAACUCACGGCUCUGUGGAUCCUUUCUAUCUCCCGCCAAGCCCGGACGUAAUGAGCCUGGUGGACACAUUUUUUGCCAAUACGGGUAGACUGUUUCCAUACCUACCCUUAGCGACGAUCAUUGACUUCAACUCCAUCUCCAGGCCAGUAGACCCAUCCCGGGCCAAUCGAGCGCACCUGUGUGUAUUGAAUAUGGUGAUGGCGUUCGCCUCCAUUCACUCCCCAUCCAACUCGUCGAGCACCGUCGACAAACUAUCGCAGGGAAAUCUAUUUUUCCAUCGAGCUCUCUAUUUAUUAGUGGAAAUGCGACCCAGGGAUCCGACCCUGGAAUCAGUUCAGGCCGCGUUGUUAGUGGCCCAGUACGUGCAAGGGACGCAGCGCUCGGCUCUGACAUGGAGUAUCGCCAACUUCGCCAUACAAGACGCCCUUCAGAUCGGGCUCUGGAGGCAACCUACGGUUGACAGCCUGGAGAUGGGAUCAUUGGAAGCGGAAGUGCGCAAGCGCACCUGGUGGAUGUGCUACAUGAUGGACAAAAUGUGCAGUAUGACCUUUGGCCGCCCACCGCUGAUUCCCAAUAGUCAUAUGGAAUGUGAACUUCCUCUAGAUGUGCCUCUAGAGGCGCUCGCCGUUAGCUUGGAGCGUAGAAGCGCCAACAGUGCGGGCCCCACCGCGUCCGGAGCAAGGCUAUAUCUCGAGACAUCACCUUCGUCCAGGAAGCUCAAUAUCAUCCUAGGUCAAGUCAUAGAACAAUUAUAUGGAAGCAACAUGGAGCGGACCUCCCCAACUCCUCUCUCUAAGCAACUUCAUGUAGUCAUGGAUAUUGACCAGCAGAUAGCGGAGUGGAAGAUUGGCCUCCCUAUGGGUAUCGAAAUCCUAAACAGCGUUAACAUCACUAAGCUUGCCCUUGAUUCCAGCUCUGAGUUAUUGAGAUUCCGCGUGGUCUUGAGUCUUCGAUAUCACAGCUUGAACACCCUGCUACAUCGAAAAAUACUAGAAUGGCUCUUAGUCUGUCGUAGUUCGACAUUCUCCGAGCCUGGCGUGACAGAAUUCCUGUGGACUAUCAUAAAGGGUAGUGUCGAGGUGUGUAGCCAGUCCGCACGGGAUACAAUCUUCGUUAUUGCCAGCGUUGCUCAUCAUCACAUUUUGCUCCCCAUCUGGUGGUACUCCGUCUACUACGUGCUCAAUUCUGCCCUCGUUCUGUUCGCUACUUUUUUGCUACCAAUGCGCGGCUUCCCAGGGCGGCCGACGUGUACCAACAGUGAACUCCUAGACAGUCUGAAAACGGCUUACGACACGCUUGAGACCCUAGGGUCUAGUACCUGGAUCGUUAUUCGGAGCAGAAAGCUGCUGCACAAACUCUUGUCCAUCGUUGAGUCGUUUCAUCAGCGCCCAGAAGGUGCAGAGGGUGAUCUGGAAGACAUCCUCUCGACGCAGGUCCAACCAGGUGCUGCCGCUUUUCCCUUGUCUAUCUUCGACUGGAAUUCAUUACCGAUCGAUGAAGGAUUCCAGGUUAACCUUGAUUAUUUGGCUUUUAACAAUGGCACUGGACUAGAGAUGCCAUUCGGAAUUUAG